This is a messenger RNA of Suillus fuscotomentosus, 2565 nucleotides long. RefSeq lists its product as uncharacterized. The transcript has 4 exons. Lineage: Eukaryota; Fungi; Basidiomycota; Agaricomycetes; Boletales; Suillaceae. The coding region runs from base 1 to 2565 and encodes 854 amino acids. The record is from RefSeq and is a predicted model, not a curated record.
AUGGUGCCCAAUGAAGCCACGUGCAAUGGCUGUGAGGACACCAUACUUGCUGUCGACACAUUUCCAGAAGCAGGCCGGGUCUUGCGGAUUGAUGACGCUGCUCAUGUCACAUACACCAGGACUUCUCGUGACUGCCAGGCCGAGGAUAAUCCUUACUACCCCUUUCUCAGUGAAUGUGACUACGAGAUAGCUCGGUGGGCCAUACAGCAAGGGCCAAGUCAAAAUGCCUUCUCGAAUUUUUUGUCCAUUGAUCAGGUGAAACGUAAACUCGACCUUUCUUACAAGAAUGCCCGCGCGCUCCACCAAAAAAUCGAUCACGAACUCCCUGGUGUUACUCCGUGGCGCCGCAGUGUCAUUCAGAUAUCAGGCAUCAAUGAAGAGUUUGAAUUGUUCAUGUGCGAUCCUGUUGAAUGCAUCAAAGAACUGUGGGCUAAUCCUGCCUAUCUCGACCACCUCACCUAUGCACCGGAACACCGCUUCACAGAUGAAGGGAAAGUCGAGCGCAUUUACGACGAACUGAUGAGUGGCGAUUGGUCUUGGGAGGCACAGGUCCGUGGUUUUAAAUGUUUCUUUGGCAAUGUAUUGAAUGUCCUUCAGACACUCCUUCCAGAUGGCGCUACUCUUGUUCCUGUCAUACUCAGCUCAGAUAAGACCCAGCUCUGCCAAUUUCGAGGUGAUAAAACCGCAUACCCCGUUUAUCUUACUAUUGGCAAUAUCUCGAAGUCUAUCCGCCACAAGCCAUCCUUUCACACCCAGAAACUCAUUGGAUACCUUCCGACCGUUUCAUUAGAUGGGACGGAUAUCUCGGUGGAUAGCGCCCGCCUUACUCGUGCGCAGCUCUUUCAUUAUGCCAUGCGGAUGGUUACCAGCUCGCUGCGUGCUGGACCUCUGGCCAAUGGGAUAGAGCUUAUAAGUGGAGAUGGGGCAGUGCGCCUCGGGUUUCCUGUGCUCGCUGCCUAUGUCGCAGACUAUCCAGAGCAAGCAUUGGUGACGUGCACGCGCUACGCCCAGACGUGUCCCAAGUGCUUUGUUACCAAGGAUGAGCUAGGUAAUCAUGUCACCGGAGACCCGCGAUAUCAGAAAAAAUCAAUUCGCACCAUUCGCCACGCUAGUCAGCAAUCAACAAGGGUUCGAGCUGAUGCAGCUGUGAGAGACCAUGGCCUAAAUCUAAUUCUCGACCCUUUCUGGAUUGAGCUGUUGCACUGCAAUAUUCAUGACGCCAUUACUCCAGACAUUCUUCAUCAAAUAUACCAAGGCCUUGUCAGGCACCUUUGUGGAUGGAUCUCGACCCUUAUCGGCGAUGCAGAGUUGGAUGCUCGCUUUAAGCGCAUGCCUCGUGCGCACGGCGUCCGUCUGUUCUCGCAUGGUAUAUCCGGCCUCACCCAAGUUUCUGGUCCUGAACAUCGCGAAAUAUGCAAGCAACUCCUAGGAUGCAUUGUUGAUGCACCAGGUGCACCCGCUGGAGUGAUUUGUGCCACUCGUAGCCUCCUAGAUUUCCUUGAAAUCGCUCAGUACCAAAGCCAUACUGAGGCAACACUUGGGUAUCUCGCAAGUGCAUUGGAUGAAUUCCACGCCAACAAAGAUGUUUUCAUCAAUCUUGGUGCACGCAACAGUGAAGACUUUAACUUCGCCAAGCUGCAUUCGCUCGAACAUUAUGCCAACUCCAUCCGUCGUUUUGGCACGACCGACAACUACAACACUGAGGCUACUGAGCGCCUCCAUAUCGACUACGCGAAGGAUGCGUACAGGGCUACCAAUAAGAAGGAGUUUUUGCAACAGAUGACGAGAUGGCUAGAGCGACACGAAUCAAUGGCUGCCUUUGAUUUGGUCCUUCAAUGGAGGCGCGGAGAGAUUCCGAAGCCCCGCACUCGUUGGCGAAGGCCUCUGUCACCUGGUGUAUACCUUGCGAAGAAUCCUUCCGCGUGUGCCGUUCCGUUUCACGUACUAGAAAAUCAAUUCGGGGCCACGCAUUUCAAGGAUGCCCUCGGGGAGUUCAUCGUCAACCAGCUUCAGUCUACUUCCCAACACUUGGAAGCAGUUGACGUGUGGUAUCGUAUCAAGUUUGCGGUUCCGAAUUUGCAAGUUGAUACCGAAUUUGCCACUUUGUGCACUGCACAUGCAGAGCCAAAAAGACUGAAGACUGGUGGCAUAGGAGAAUUAGGCGCACGAUUCGACACAGUUCUUAUCAACGAGUUGGGGUGCGAGAGCGAGGAUACUGGCAUCGAUGUAGCACGACUCAAAGUUAUUUUCCGCAUUCCAGAUGAAUAUGUCACGAAGAUGUCUCUCCCAAGGCAGAUCGGACAUCUUGCCUAUGUCGAAUGGUUUUCACGAUCUCGGAACAAGGAUUCGAACUCUGGGAUGUACCCUAUUUCCCGAAGUUAUCGAAAUGGCGUGCUAGAUGCCUCAGUGAUUGAGGUGGAUUCUAUGUUUCGAACAUGCCAGUUAGCGCCAAGGUUCGGCCGAAGGGCGAAUCGUGCAUGGACAUCGAACAAUGUUCUUGAUCGCUGCGAGCACUUCUUGAUCAAUAACUUCAUCGACCAUCAUACCUAUCAAUCUAUCUGGUGA